Topomyia yanbarensis is the source of this 1839-nucleotide messenger RNA. It is a transcript of the gene THG, whose product is annotated as probable tRNA(His) guanylyltransferase. The coding region runs from base 2 to 967 and encodes 321 amino acids. The record is from RefSeq and is a predicted model, not a curated record. Gene Ontology annotation, molecular function: magnesium ion binding; tRNA guanylyltransferase activity. Gene Ontology annotation, biological process: tRNA modification. The transcript has 2 exons. NCBI's taxonomy places the organism in Eukaryota, Metazoa, Arthropoda, Insecta, Diptera, Culicidae.
GAUGUAUCGGUUUGUUUUCAUUUCAAAUGUAGUUCGUUUUGCUCCUAAACUACAAUUCAAUCGCACAGUUCAUUCAGGAAACAUGGCAAAUAGUCGCUUCGAAUAUGUCAAAAGCUAUGAAUCAUCAGAUACUCUGUUGAAAAACUGCUGGAUCGUGGUUCGUAUUGAUGGAAAAGGUUUCCAUAAGUUCUGUAACGUUCAUGGAUUUACGAAACCUAACGACGAGCGAGGUUUAAAUUUAAUGAAUUUGGCAGCAAUAGCAGUGAUGCAGGAGUUCAAUGAAAUCACGUUUUCUUACGGACAAAGUGACGAGUACUCGUUUAUAUUCCGAAGAAGUACUGCAGUUUACGAAAGGCGGAAAGACAAAUUGAUUAGCUAUGUUGGAAGUUUGUUCACAUCGGCGUAUUUAUUUAAUUGGCCUUAUAUAUUUAAGGACACAUUAAAUAUAAGGUACCCUCCUGUGUUCGACUCGCGCGCGGUGUUAUAUCCAACCGAUCAAAACCUCCGCGAUUAUGUCAGUUGGCGACAAGCGGAUGUUCACGUGAAUAACCUUUAUAAUACUACUUUCUGGAAUCUGGUCGCUUCGGGUCUAAGCAAUGCAGAGGCAGAGAAACGACUCCGCGGAACACUCUCUAGUGACAAGAAUGAAAUUCUGUUCCAGGAGUUCAAGAUUAAUUAUAAUAAUGAACCAGAAAUGUUUCGGAAAGGCACUAUUCUCAUGAGGAAAAGAGUUUCAAUUGGUGGAAGAAAUCUCACAUUCAUCGUUCCCGUUUUUGAGGAUAUGAUAGGAGAAGACUUCUGGAUUCGACACCCAGAAUUGCUAGACGAUAAAUCUAAGAUAAAUGAAGUUUACGACAUAGGAGAUCGGAAUAAUCACAUUCUACUAAAAUAUCAAAUUGAAAAAUACAAGUCGAAAAAAAGAACUACCGAUGAAAAUGUGCUAGCAACAAAAAUGCACUCUUUAUAAACGUUAGGUUUGUUCCAAUACAAGCUUGUCUCGAAGCGGAAAAUGGAUUUGUUCUAGUACCAGGUAAGCUGGAAAUACUCCGCAGCAAACAGGGAGAAAAUCGUUCCUGUAUUAUUUUUUUCUUCUGCUUGGUCUAACCAUUCGGAAUCCUGAAUGGAGUCAGUAUUCGGUGCUAUUUCGAUACUGUUGGAAUUAUUAAAAAGCAGCAGAGCUUUUGUUUUGACAGUGACUAACCUUGAAGGCUACCAAGACGUUUAUAAUACGCAGGGACCUAAAUCCCGUGACACGUUUUCGUAACUGUAAACUAGUCUUAAAAAAGUUUUUCUUGCUCCGGAGCAACCAGUAGCAGAAAUCGUGCACUUGAACAAACCUAAUAGACAUCCAGCUGCGUUGGUAUUAUGCCAUUUUAACGUUUGAAUUGGGAGAGAAACAAAUUGUUAACGCGGCGAAUCGGGAGGAAAACAAACCUCUUUUGGGCUUAACCCAGUUAAACUCAUUCCGGAACCGGUUCGGAUUUCUGAAUGGAGUCAUUAUGGAUUCCAAAUCAAAUGCAACAACCGAUUCCGAUUCAAAACCGGUCGUUGCAUUUGAUUUGGAAUCCAUACUGACUCCCUUCAGGAUUCAGAAUGGUUUGACCGGGAAGGUGCGGGCGGUAGUAUAAAAAUGCGAGAUCUCAGUGUGCGUAUUUUAAACGUCAGAUAUCUCGCAAUACUUGCUCCUUCCCAGUCCUUCCUGUUUGCUUCAUAGUACUUCCAGUUGUUCCUGGUACUGGAACAAACCAUUCAACUUAGCAUACUUUCAAAAUACCAAAAUAAUUUGACUAGUUCAUAGCCACACAGAAAAAAUGCGUUAAAUAAAAAAUUCAAUAUCAA